AUGGACAGCAAGGAGAUGGAGCCGAGUCCGCUUUCGCUCAAUGACGAGCACGUGCACGACGAGGCGAUGGCCGAGGAGCAGUUGAACCUCCGCAUGCAGUAUUAUCGUGAGUGCACGGAGCGCGCGAGCACCGAGUACGAGGCGACCAAGAAGAAGGUCGAGGCGGUUGACGCCGAGAUCGCGGCCCUCAAGGCGGAGACCGCGGCCAUUGAAGCCGACACCGCCGCAAUCAAGCGCCCGGCGCCGCCGCCGACCGCCGGCCAGUCCAGCGAUGGCCCCAACGCGGCCUGA
This is a messenger RNA of Saprolegnia parasitica CBS 223.65, 291 nucleotides long. RefSeq lists its product as hypothetical. The record is from RefSeq and is a predicted model, not a curated record. The coding region runs from base 1 to 291 and encodes 96 amino acids. The transcript is spliced from 2 exons. Lineage: Eukaryota; Oomycota; Saprolegniomycetes; Saprolegniales; Saprolegniaceae.